AUGAUCAAGAACAAGAACAACAAGAUCAUGCAGGAAGAUCCAGCGACUACGCGCGACGCCUCUUACCCACCGAGUCCGCAGAUGUCACAUGACUCCAACGUGGACCACGGUGUAUGCGCCGCCUCGAGCCCCGCGUCGUGCGCUUCGGCCGGCAGCUUGUCGCUGCCGGCGGCCAGCUGUUCGGGCUCAGCCGUGAACUCCGACAGCUCCUCGCCGUUUAUCGAAGGCUCGUCCCCUCUGCCCAGUGCAUCUUCUAUGAUGGCCGUCCCCUUGUCGACAAGGGGACGCAAGCCGCUAAUCGGCGACAGUAGCUGCCUCUCGUUCGACUUCGACUGCAGCUGUCCCGUGCCAGAGGGCAGGGCCAACAAGGCGUCUCCACAACACGCCGCGCACUCAGGCACAGAAUCCCAAGCCUGCAGGCUGAUGGCUUUCAUCGGCAGCCUGAUCCUGCUGUCCGUCAUCAUAUCGCAGUUUAUAGGGACACGUCGUGGCAACUACGCCUUCUCACUGACAUGCAAAUUCGGCCGUGUCGAGGGCGAGCAAAUAUUUGUGCCCGGCGGGCCGCCGGUCAUCCGCUACCUUGGAAUCCCGUUCGCCGUGCCACCUGUGAACAAGCUUCGCUUCCAGCCGUCGCAGGUUGCGGAACCUCUGGCGCACCUGAGCAACUCAUCGUUCAAGCGAAGGAUUAAUUUGGCCGAGCGAGCCCGCUCCUGCCCGCAAGACGGCGCCCUUGUCCCGAGCUGGCUGUACACGAGUCCCAGGGAGACGUCCGAAGACUGCCUCUACAUGAACCUGUGGACGCCCGACACGGAGUGCCUGUUCCAUGGCCAGGACUGUGGAUCCCGCGCAGUCAUCGUGUUCCUUCACGGAGGAGAUCUUCGCCACACUGGAAACAGGGCGUACGACGGCGCCGUGCUGUCGGCCAAGGCGGACGUCGUGGUUGCCGUGCCCAACUACAGGCUCGGGCUGCUGGGCCACUCCGCGUGGAAUGAGUCCGAGUUCAUGUCUCUGAGCCUGGGCGACCAGCUCACCGCCGUCCGCUGGCUCAGGGAAAACGUGGGCUUCUUCGGCGGCAACGCGUCUCGCUUAGUUCUCGCGGGACACGGAGCAGGAGCCGCGUCCGUGGGCCAUUGGGUGCUCAGCACGCAACCCGAAGUCGCAGACGUGCAGCGCUUCAUCAUGAUUAGCGGGAGCCCCUACGCCCGGUACAUGAAAGAUGCUGACGUCAUUGCGAUGAACAUGCGCACUCUUGCCCGCCGUGUUCAAUGCGAGAGCUACGACGAGGUUUCGUCCGCAGAGGAGAUUAUUCCAUGCCUCAGAAGACUUCCGUCCUCGGUGCUUGUGCCACGGCUGACGGGGCUGAACGGACGGGUCAUCGAUACUUCCAGAAGCAUGGAUGACAUUCCCACUGCACAAGGGCCGAGUGUUUUCAGACCGCGCGGGUCUCUGCUUCUGGGAACCACUCCCGAUGAGGGGUACCACUUCGUAGGCCCGAUGAUGACGCUGCACAGCAUGCAACAGGAGUGGAUGCUGCACUGGCUCACUUCUCAGGGCAUAGACAACGCCUCUGUUCUUUUAAACGAUUACGAGCGAGAGCUGGGAACGACCAACUCCACGGUGGUGUGGACCGAGGCGUACGCCGACGUCAGGUACCAUUGCCCCAUGCGUCGCUUCGCCGAGCGGAUGGCCGGCAGCGGCGUGACCGUGCACUGGUUCGUGUUCGAUGCGAAACCCUCGUUUGGAGAGCCGAACCUUCGGGGUGACGAGGCCGGACACUACGCUACCGUGCGUCUCCUGCUCACCGACCUCAGCAGCGUGCGCACCAACGAUGAGGACAUCGCCGUUCGGGACAGCUUCGUCAGGACGCUCGGCUCAUUCGUUAACACGGGGCAAUCGGCAUGUCUCGGAGGGGCCUCGGCUCCAAAUGCCCACCUCUGGAUUCACCAGUGCGCCCAGCUACUUAACUGCGACAUCAACUUCCACGAUCGUGUGUCACGCAUGGAAGCCGAACGUCAGGAUACGCGUGAGCCGCAGCGGGAAGACUAA
Molecule: messenger RNA, 2046 nt
Organism: Dermacentor andersoni
Lineage: Eukaryota; Metazoa; Arthropoda; Arachnida; Ixodida; Ixodidae
Product: carboxylesterase 1C-like
Biological process (GO): acetylcholine catabolic process; choline metabolic process
Cellular component (GO): plasma membrane
Molecular function (GO): acetylcholinesterase activity
Source: RefSeq, a predicted model, not a curated record